AUGGUUGGCCCACCAAGGCCCCCGUCCACUCUCCCCACCACGAGAAGGUCGGGUUUGCGCCAACCGGUUCGACGAGCGGGUUCGGCAGUCCCCGAACGCCAUGCACCGCCUGGGGUGUCUACACCGUCAGUGAGAUCCUCUGCAAUGAGCGCAGCUCGUGCGGCGAGGAGUCCUGAAAAAUCGAGCGUUGCGAGUAAGAGGAAGGAGAAGGAUUUUGAACGGGAGAUCAACGAGGACACAAGCAUUCAUGUCGUGGUCCGCUGUCGCGGCCGCAGCGAUCGCGAGAUCAAAGAGAACAACGGUGUAGUCUUGUCGACACCAGAAGGUGUGAAGGGCAAGACCCUCGAUCUCUCGAUGGGACCGAACGCGGUUUCGAACAAGACAUAUGCUUUCGACAAGGUCUUUUCCCCGGCCGCUGAUCAAACAACUGUCUAUGAGGAUGUAGUUGUGCCGGUCCUCGACGAGAUGUUGGCAGGAUACAAUUGCACAAUCUUCGCGUACGGACAGACUGGAACAGGAAAGACAUACACCAUGUCAGGAGACAUGACCGAUACAUUGGGAAUCCUGUCCGACGAUGCUGGAAUCAUUCCACGUACCCUUUACGCCCUGUUUCACAAGCUCGAGGACACAGAAAGCACAGUGAAAUGCUCCUUUAUCGAACUUUAUAACGAGGAACUUCGCGAUCUUCUGUCAUACGACGAUAGCACCAAGCUCAAGAUUUUCGAAAAUGAGAAAAAGGGAGGACACAGCACAAUGGUUCAGGGCAUGGAGGAGACCUACAUCGACUCUGCGUCCACCGGAAUCAGAUUACUUCAAACGGGCAGCCACAAACGCCAAGUGGCAGCGACGAAAUGCAAUGACCUGAGUUCCCGUAGUCAUACAGUUUUCACCAUCACCGUUCUCACAAACCGCACGACCGAAUCUGGCGAGGACUAUGUUAGCUCGGGCAAGUUGAACCUGGUUGAUCUCGCGGGUAGCGAAAACAUCGGACGCAGCGGUGCAGAAAAUAAACGGGCAACGGAGGCAGGUCUCAUCAACAAGAGUCUACUUACGCUUGGCAGGGUGAUCAACGCCCUGGUGGAUAAGAGCUCGCACAUUCCUUAUCGCGAGUCCAAACUCACGAGACUAUUACAAGAUUCACUUGGAGGACGAACAAAAACAUGUAUCAUCGCCACUGUUUCGCCUGCCCGCAACAACCUAGAGGAGACUAUCUCGACCCUUGAUUAUGCCUUCCGAGCUAAGAACAUCCGCAACAAACCCCAGAUUAAUUCCAUCAUCUCCAAAACCAAGCUUCUGCGAGAUAUCGGGAUGGAAGUCCAGAAGCUGAAGAGCGAGCUCAUUGCCACCCGCCAUCGCAAUGGUGUCUAUAUGACACCUGAUGCGUUUGAAGAAAUGACGAUGGAAAGUGAAUCGCGGCGAAUCGUCAACGAAGAACAGCGUGCCAAGAUCGAGUCGAUGGAGGCAAGCCUUCGACACAAGGUCCAAGAGCUUCUUUCUAUCACGGGCAACUUUAACUCAUUAAAGCAUGACAAUGAGGAUACUCAAUCCAAACUCAAAGAAACGCGCGAUGUUCUCAACGAAACAGAAAGGUUUUGGAAGGAUACCCAGGAGAAGCUGGACGAGGAGAAGAUUGUGCGGAAGGCCCAUGAGAAUACGGAAAAGCAACUUCGUCACAUUGGUGCCGGCCUAGUUACCACUUUAAAUGGUACCAUUCAAGACGUGAAUGGGCUGCACGCGAAAUUGGAUCGCAAAGACAACUUGGAGACUGAUAACCGGAAGACCUGGCAGACCUCGACCGGUGAGGUAUCGCAUGUCACACAACGGGUCGAUGCUCGCAUGCAGAUAUUCCAGACGCAGCAUGCGAAGCUGCUAGAGGACAUAUCUGGCAAAAUUCACCAAUUUGUGGAUCAUGAACUAAACACUGUGCAGUCCACCCGCUCCCAACUUAAGGAUCUUGAUGCCUCCUUUGACAAGGUCGAGGCAGAUGCGAAAAACAACACCUCCACUGCCCACAAUGAGAUGAAUGAAGUUCUCGAGGAGAUCAAGGUUCUUCGAGAAGAAGUCAAGUCCAAAGUUGGCGAAGGCCUCAACGGCUUGUCAGCUGCUGCUGCGCGGAUAUCCGAAGAGGUUAUUGGGGAAUUCUCAGAGUUCCACUCCCAACUUCACUCGUCAUACAGCACACUCGGCAAAGACUUCAAAACCAUGUUCGAGGACAUGGCAAAGCACCUCGAUGAACAGAAAUCCGAAGUCCACAAACUACGUCUCGAGCUGCAGGCAGCUAAUCGCCAGACGGUGGAGGCCAAUAGAAAGGCUUCAUCCAAUCUAGCACAGGUUCUGGAAGAGGAGCAUGCGAGUGCACAAGCCGAGCGAGAACUUCUUAUGUCUCACAUCCGAGGACUCCUUGAGGACUCAAAUCAUAAACAGAAUAACCGCCUCAAGGGGAAAUUUGAUGCCCUUCGCACCGACAUAUCAACAUCAGGCGACUCUCUUGAGCAAGCCACUGCGCAGCACGACAGACACAUUGAUGAAUGGAUUUUCAAGGAGGAACAGUUUGCCAAGGACAUUACUGCAUCCAAGGAUGAAAUUAAGACCAGGAUGCAGAAUGAUUGGGAGACUUUUGACCAGCGCAAUGCCUCGAUUCAUCGGGCAACGGAGUCUGUGCACCAAGAGACUGUGCGGAUUGUUGAUGCUCAAAUGGGUGACAUGGGCACACAAAUGGAAGCUUUGGACGACUUCGUUGCCAAAGCACGGUCCCAGAAUGGCCGCUUCCAUGAAUCACACCUAGGCAGCUUGAAUGCCAUGGCUAAGAAUGUCCGACAGUCCCGCUCAAACGUAUAUGGCCAACUCGAUGGGUUCACUGGACGUGUCGAGCAGUUCCAGACGGAUGUCGAUAUGCGUACGGAGAACCUGGAACAAACUACUACAUCUCUACACACUGAAGUCCGCCGGCCACUUUUAGAAAUGCGGUCCAACAUUCAGAGCCACCCCCUGAAAGAGUAUGUCCCAACAGGUAUAACCCCUCAGAAACGACGAUACGAGUACCCUUCGGAAAUGCCCCAAACGGAAGCUCACGAUGGUCUCCGCACUCGACACCGAACAUCCAAGCAGUUCACUGCUCUGCCAUUCAGCGAGGAGGAACAACUGGACUCCCCUACUCCCACCUCGCCCCAGGUGGUAGCUUCACCGCCCAAGAAAUUCGUGUAUAAUGAUACCCCGGAAGAGGUAGGCCACUCUCUUCCAUCAUCCGCAGCCCCACCUUCCAACACUGGCCUUAGAGAAGUCGACCUAAACGUCGCCAGACCGGUCGUGUCUGAUGGCGACGAUGCAUUACCUCCCAGCAAGCCGGAAACCCCCGCGUUGGCCAUAUCUAUGGACCUGGACGAGACGCCAGAAAAGGAAGAGCCAGAACAAGCUUCCCGCAAACGGCGCCGCUCGACUUCAAACAACAAUCCAGAAACCAAACUCCCCAAAACCAUGCUCUCAAAAAGGAUGGCUGGCAUGAAGGAGGGUCGCGAAAAUAUGCCCCCCUCGGCCACCACCAGUGGCCGAAGAUUUAGAAACCGCACCUCUGAUUAG
Molecule: messenger RNA, 3576 nt
Organism: Penicillium concentricum
Lineage: Eukaryota; Fungi; Ascomycota; Eurotiomycetes; Eurotiales; Aspergillaceae
Product: putative kinesin family protein (BimC)
Exons: 3
Coding region: 1-3576 (1191 amino acids)
Biological process (GO): microtubule-based movement; mitotic spindle assembly
Cellular component (GO): nucleus; spindle microtubule
Molecular function (GO): plus-end-directed microtubule motor activity; ATP binding; microtubule binding
Source: RefSeq, a predicted model, not a curated record